Mollisia scopiformis is the source of this 762-nucleotide messenger RNA. RefSeq lists its product as uncharacterized. The coding region runs from base 28 to 354 and encodes 108 amino acids. NCBI's taxonomy places the organism in Eukaryota, Fungi, Ascomycota, Leotiomycetes, Helotiales, Mollisiaceae. The record is from RefSeq and is a predicted model, not a curated record. The transcript has a single exon.
CUACCGAUUACUUCAGCAUAUCUCAACAUGCCUCCAAAAAGCGUCAAGAAAAUUGCAGCCGCAACAGCAUCAAGCUCUCGACCCCGCUUAGCAAGAGGCGCAAAAGUAAAGAAGCCCACCUUAGACAACGUUGCCCCACCACCACCACCACCCAAAAAGAAAGCAGCAAGACCAAAAGAACGACCUUCAUCCUCAACCCCCGAAGCAGAAGCAGAAGGAGACGACAUCGACGCCGCCCAUAUCAAACCUCCCUCGACGUCAAACUCAAAGCCAAAACCCACCCCCGAGAAAAAAACCCCAAAAACUACCGCGAAAAAAAUAACCAAGAAACCUACCUCCCAACCCAGGACAUAACCACCACCUCAAAAACCCAGCAGCCCUCCAGCACAAACACAAACACAAACCCCCACCUCCAUCCUGUGUCAAGUAAACACCCUCAUCACCCACUUCAACACCUCUAACAAACGCCUCCACGCAGCGCACAUCCGUACCCACUCCUCUAGCUCGGGCAAGACCUGUCCGCCAUUUUUCUGUCCCGGUCUGGAUCCCUUCGUUCCGCUUGCUGUUGGGGAUAUGUUUUCUGCUCCUAUUCCUGAUGUACCAUCGUGGUUCAACCCAAGGGAUGGGAAGGAAAAGGGAGGGGCGCUUUCGUGGUUCGGUUUGCCGCUGGGGUUGGAGAGGGAGUGUGCGUGUGCGUGUGCCCUCGAUGGGGGUGUGGAGGGGUCGCGCUGUGUGGCUGAUGAGGUAGAGAGGGAGAUGGAG